Molecule: messenger RNA, 1778 nt
Organism: Galeopterus variegatus (Sunda flying lemur)
Lineage: Eukaryota; Metazoa; Chordata; Mammalia; Dermoptera; Cynocephalidae
Product: mediator of RNA polymerase II transcription subunit 14-like
Exons: 11
Coding region: 1-1599 (532 amino acids)
Biological process (GO): regulation of transcription by RNA polymerase II
Cellular component (GO): mediator complex; core mediator complex
Molecular function (GO): transcription coregulator activity
Source: RefSeq, a predicted model, not a curated record
AUGGGGAAGGAGGGCGGUGAGAGUGAGGGCGGGCAACUGAUGACGUUCGCGGUGACGAGCCGGCUCCGCCCUCACUGCGGCUUCCGGCGACUCGCGGUCCCCCUUUCCGCUUUCCCGCCUGCGCGGCUGCCCCACCCCACUCCCACGCGCACCCAACUGCCGCCGCCGGCGAGAAGAGGCGCUGGUUCUGUCGAAAGGCCCCCUGCAGGUUCCCCUUCCGCUCUGCCUAACGACUUCCGCUUUGGGUCGUACACAUGGACGCUUGGCGAAGCGGCCUCUGAGCAGUCGAGGAGGCGGUUUCUCCUCUCCGUGCAGCUGGAGAACCACCAGCUGGUCCCGCCCGGAGGCAGUGGCGGGGGCAGCAGUGGCCCCGCGUCAGCCCCGGCUCCUCCUCCUCCCGGAGCCGCUGUGGCGGCGGCCGCUGCAGCUGCUGCUAGCCCGGGCUACCGGCUGAGCACCCUCAUCGAAUUUCUGCUGCACCGGGCCUACUCGGAGCUCAUGGUGUUGACGGACUUACUGCCAAGGAAAUCUGACGUGGAAAGGAAAAUAGAAAUAGUACAGUUUGCUAGCCGGACACGCCAACUCUUCGUUCGAUUAUUAGCUUUAGUAAAAUGGGCUAAUAAUGCUGGCAAAGUGGAAAAAUGUGCGAUGAUCUCAAGCUUUUUAGAUCAGCAAGCCAUCCUGUUUGUGGACACUGCUGAUCGCCUGGCCUCGUUAGCUAGAGAUGCUCUGGUCCACGCGCGCCUGCCUAGUUUUGCCAUCCCGUAUGCCAUUGAUGUACUGACUACUGGGUCUUAUCCACGGCUGCCAACCUGUAUUAGGGAUAAAAUUAUUCCUCCGGACCCAAUUACCAAAAUUGAGAAACAAGCCACACUUCUUCAGCUGAAUCAGAUUCUUAGACAUCGGCUUGUAACCACAGAUCUUCCUCCUCAGUUAGCAAACCUUACAGUUGCAAAUGGCCGAGUGAAGUUUCGAGUUGAAGGAGAAUUUGAAGCUACCUUGACUGUGAUGGGAGAUGACCCAGAUGUUCCGUGGCGUCUUCUUAAGCUGGAAAUUCUAGUUGAGGAUAAGGAAACAGGAGAUGGGCGAGCUUUGGUUCAUAGUAUGCAAAUCAACUUUAUCCAUCAGCUGGUGCAGUCCAGACUCUUUGCUGAUGAGAAACCUCUUCAGGACAUGUACAACUGUCUGCAUUCUUUCUGCUUAUCACUUCAGUUAGAAGUGUUACAUUCCCAAACUCUAAUGUUAAUCCGAGAGCGGUGGGGAGACCUUGUGCAGGUGGAAAGGUAUCAUGCUGGAAAGUGCCUCUCCCUCUCAGUUUGGAAUCAACAGGUUCUUGGGAGAAAAACAGGGACGGCAUCUGUUCACAAAGUUACAAUUAAAAUUGAUGAGAAUGAUGUCUCCAAGCCUUUACAGAUUUUUCAUGAUCCUCCUUUGCCAGCUUCUGAUUCCAAAUUAGUAGAAAGGGCCAUGAAGAUUGAUCAUUUAUCAAUAGAAAAACUCCUGAUUGACAGUGUCCAUGCAAGAGCUCAUCAGAAGCUCCAGGAACUGAAGGCCAUUCUUAGAGGCUUCAAUGCCAAUGAAAACUGUAGGUUCUUUUAAAUUGACAUUUCUGGGUUUUUUGUUUAAAUUAGUGUCUACUUUUAUUUUAUGAAGGGCCUUUCUUAAAAUGACUUUUUUCUUGAUAGACUGGUUUUGCUAUGGAGGCAAGACAUUUCUGCAUUUUAACUUUUAAACUACUAAACUUGUCCUAAUUUUUCCCUUAUUUUCUUCUUUCUUAU